AUGAACGCCGGUUAUCACAUCGAGCUGGCUGGUGGUGGCUACUACAACGCGAAGACGAUGACGGAGGCCAUUACCAAGAUCGAGAAGGCCAUCCCUCCCGGACGUGGUAUCACUAUUAACCUGAUCUAUGUCAACCCCCGUGCGAUGGCCUGGCAGAUUCCGAUGAUCGGUCGGUUGCGCGCGGAAGGCGUGCCUAUUGAGGGUCUGACCAUUGGCGCUGGUGUGCCGUCUAUUGAAGUUGCCAAUGAAUACAUUGAAACUCUUGGUAUCAAGCACAUUUCCUUCAAGCCUGGCUCCGUUGAUGCGAUUCAGCAAGUCAUCAAUAUCGCCAAGGCCAACCCUAAGUUCCCCAUCAUCCUUCAGUGGACUGGUGGCCGUGGCGGUGGUCACCACUCCUUCGAGGACUUCCACCAGCCCAUUCUCCAGAUGUACAGCCGUAUUCGCAAGCAAGAUAACAUUGUGCUUGUUGCCGGCAGUGGCUUCGGUGGUUCGGAAGACACUUACCCUUACCUCUCGGGUACGUGGUCCGCCAAGUAUGGCUACCCUCAUAUGCCCUUCGACGGCUGUCUCUUCGGCUCUCGCAUGAUGAUCGCGAAGGAGGCACACACCUCUUACAACGCCAAGAAAGCAAUUGCGGAUGCCCCUGGUGUGGACGAUGAGGAGUGGGAGAAGACCUACCAGAAACCAACAGGUGGUGUGAUCACUGUUCUGUCCGAGAUGGGUGAGCCUAUCCACAAGCUGGCCACUCGCGGUGUGCUGUUCUGGGCGGAGAUGGACCAAAAGAUCUUCAAGCUGGACAAGGCCAAGCGUGUCCCUGAGCUCAAGAAGCAACGGAACUACAUCAUCAAGAAGUUGAAUGAUGACUUCCACAAGGUCUGGUUUGGCCGCAACGCUGCAGGCGAGACUGUGGAUCUGGAAGAUAUGACUUAUGCUGAGGUCGUUCGCCGCAUGGUGGACCUCAUGUACAUCAAGCACCAGUCGCGAUGGAUCGAUCCCUCGCUCAAGCGCUUGACGGGCGACUUCCUCCGUCGUCUCGAGGAGCGUUUCACUACGGCUGAGGGCCAGGCAUCGUUGCUCCAAAGUUAUUCCGAUAUCGAUACCCCCUACCCUACCGUGGACAACAUUUUGUCUGCUUACCCCGAAGCUGCCGAUCAGCUGAUCAACGCGCAGGAUGUGCAGCACUUCCUGCUGCUCUGCCAGAGACGCGGCCAGAAGCCCGUGCCUUUCGUCCCCGUGCUGGAUGAGAACUUUGAGUUCUUCUUCAAGAAGGAUUCUCUGUGGCAGAGUGAGGAUCUUGAGGCUAUUGUCGAUCAAGACGUCGGCCGAACCUGUAUUCUUCAGGGUCCUAUGGCUGCCCGCUUCUCCAACAUCAUUGAUGAGCCUGUCAAGGACAUUCUUGAUGGUAUUCAUCAGGGACACAUCGCUAGCCUCCUGCGUGAUGUCUACGGUGGCGACAGCACCAAGGUUCCUGUCAUUGAGUACUUCGGUGGGCAGCUUCUGAACACCACCGAAUCUGAAAUUGACGGUUUGGUUAUUUCGGAAGAGCCAAGCAAGACCAGCUUCCGCUUGUCUUCCACUGCAGCCCUACCAGACUCGGACCGCUGGCUCGGUCUUCUUGCCGGUGACGUUUACUCCUGGAGACAUGCUCUGUUCUUGGCCGAUGUUUUCGUUCAGGGCCACCGCUUCCAAUCCAACCCCAUGAAGCGGAUUGUCGCUCCCACCGCAGGCAUGUAUGUUGAAGUAACCAACCCCAAUGAUCCUCCCAAGACUGUCAUCAGCGUGCGAGAGCCGUACCAGUCUGGCAAGUUGGUCAAGACCGUCGAGGCCAAGAUCAACGAGCAGGGACAGGUCAGUCUCACCUUGUUCGAGGGCCGCACCGCCGAGAAUGGCGUUGUCCCUCUGGACUUCUUGUUCACAUAUCACCCCGAGACUGGAUACGCCCCUAUUCGUGAGGUUAUGGGUGACCGCAACGAUCGCAUCAAGGAGUUCUACUACCGCAUCUGGUUCGGCAACAAGGACGUGCCCUUCGACACCCCCACUACUGCCACCUUCAGUGGUGGCCAGAAAACCAUCACUGCCCAGGAUGUUGCCGACUUCGUUCACGCAGUUGGCAACACUGGUGAGGCUUUCGUUGACCGUCCUGGCAAGGAGGUCUUUGCCCCUAUGGACUUUGCCAUUGUGGCAGGCUGGCAGGCAAUCACCAAGCCUAUCUUCCCUCGCACCAUUGACGGAGAUCUGCUGAAGCUUGUCCACCUGUCCAACGGAUUCAAGAUGGUGCCCGGUGCCCAGCCCCUAAAGGUUGGCGAUGUUCUGGACACCACGGCCCAGAUUAACUCUGUCAUCAACCAGGAUUCUGGUAAGAUGGUCGAGGUCUGCGGCACCAUCAAGCGAGACAACAAAGCCAUCAUGCAUGUCACCAGUCAGUUCCUGUACCGGGGUGCUUACACCGACUUCGAGAAUACCUUCCAGCGCAAGGAUGAGGUCCCCAUUCAGGUUCACCUCGCAACCAGCCGGGACGUCGCCAUCCUCCGCUCCAAGGAAUGGUUCCGCAUGGACGACUCUGACAUUGAGCUUCUCGGCCAGACCCUGACCUUCCGCUUGCAGAGUUUGAUCCGUUUCAAGAACACCACUGUCUUCAGCAACGUCCAGACCGUUGGACAGGUUCUUCUCGAGCUUCCCACCAAGGAGGUCAUCCAAGUGGCAUCUGUCGAAUACGAGGCAGGUGACUCACACGGUAACCCUGUGGUUGACUACCUCCAGCGUAACGGAACUUCCAUUGAGCAGCCAGUCUACUUCGAGAACCCCAUCCCGCUCAGUGGCAAGACCGCUCUGGAACUGCGUGCCCCCGCCUCCAACGAGACCUAUGCCCGUGUGUCUGGUGACUACAACCCCAUCCACGUGUCGCGCGUCUUCUCCAGCUAUGCCAACUUGCCCGGAACCAUCACCCAUGGCAUGUACAGCAGUGCCGCUGUUCGCAGCCUUGUCGAGACCUGGGCCGCCGAGAACAACAUUGGUCGUGUUCGUGGCUUCCAAGUUUCACUUGUCGGCAUGGUCCUGCCCAACGACAUGAUCACCGUCAAGCUCCAGCAUGUCGGUAUGAUUGCUGGUCGCAAGAUCAUCAAGGUUGAGGCUAGCAACAAGGAGACAGAAGAGAAGGUUCUCCAGGGUGAGGCCGAGGUUGAGCAGCCAGUCACUUCCUACGUCUUCACUGGCCAGGGUUCUCAGGAGCAGGGAAUGGGUAUGGAGCUGUAUGCUUCUAGCCCAGUGGCCCAGGAGGUCUGGGACCGGGCUGAUCGCCACUUCAUGGAGAACUACGGUCUUUCCAUUAUUGACAUCGUCAAGAACAACCCCAAGGAGCUAACCGUCUAUUUCGGUGGUCCCCGGGGUAAGGCCAUCCGGGAGAACUACAUGGCCAUGACCUUCGAGUCUGUGAACGCCGAUGGGUCCAUCAAGUCUGAGAAGAUCUUCAAGGAGGUCGAUGAGAACACUGCCUCGUAUACCUACCGCUCUCCCACCGGUCUUCUCUCUGCCACCCAGUUCACUCAGCCAGCCUUGACUCUGAUGGAGAAGGCCAGCUUUGAGGACAUGCGCACCAAGGGAUUGGUGCAGCGCGACAGCAGCUUCGCUGGUCACUCACUUGGUGAAUACUCGGCUUUGGCCGCUCUGGCUGAUGUCAUGCCCAUUGAGAGCUUGGUGUCUGUCGUGUUCUACCGUGGUCUGACCAUGCAAGUCGCCGUCGAGCGUGAUGCCCAGGGUCGCUCCAACUACUCCAUGUGCGCUGUCAACCCCAGCCGUAUCUCCAAGACUUUCAACGAGCAGGCACUCCAGUACGUUGUUGAGAACAUUUCCGAGACCACUGGCUGGCUGCUGGAAAUUGUCAACUACAACGUUGCCAACAUGCAAUACGUCGCCGCUGGUGACCUCCGUGCUCUUGACUGCCUCACCAACCUGCUGAACUUCUUGAAGGCGCAGAACAUUGACAUUCCCGCUCUUAUGGAGAGCAUGUCCUUGGAGGACGUCAAGGAGCACUUGGUCAGUAUCAUCCAGGAAUGUGUCAAGCAAACCGAGGCCAAGCCUCGUCCCAUCGCCCUGGAGCGUGGUUUCGCCACCAUUCCUCUCAAGGGUAUCGAUGUGCCCUUCCACAGUACUUUCCUGCGCUCUGGUGUGAAGCCCUUCCGUUCCUUCUUGUUGAAGAAGAUCAACAAGACCACCAUCGACCCCAGCAAGUUGGUCGGCAAGUACAUCCCCAACGUUACUGCGCGUCCCUUCGAGAUCACCAAGGAAUACUUCGAGGAUGUGUACAGACUCACCAACUCGCCCCGCAUUGCCUCUAUCUUGGCGAACUGGGAAAAGUACGAAGAGGGCAACGAGACCGUUGCGAAAUAA
This is a messenger RNA of Penicillium crustosum, 4386 nucleotides long. RefSeq names its product tetrafunctional fatty acid synthase subunit FAS1. Gene Ontology annotation, cellular component: fatty acid synthase complex. The coding region runs from base 1 to 4386 and encodes 1461 amino acids. Lineage: Eukaryota; Fungi; Ascomycota; Eurotiomycetes; Eurotiales; Aspergillaceae. Gene Ontology annotation, biological process: long-chain fatty acid biosynthetic process. The record is from RefSeq and is a predicted model, not a curated record. Gene Ontology annotation, molecular function: enoyl-[acyl-carrier-protein] reductase (NADH) activity; fatty acid synthase activity. The transcript has a single exon.